This is a messenger RNA of Penicillium verhagenii, 822 nucleotides long. RefSeq lists its product as uncharacterized. The record is from RefSeq and is a predicted model, not a curated record. The transcript is spliced from 6 exons. NCBI's taxonomy places the organism in Eukaryota, Fungi, Ascomycota, Eurotiomycetes, Eurotiales, Aspergillaceae. The coding region runs from base 1 to 822 and encodes 273 amino acids.
AUGACCUCUUAUGAGGAGGAGAGCACACAGCCAAAGCAGCGCAUUACAACAAUUGUGUUGGCUGUGCUGGCCAUUGUUUUUCUAUGUCUUCGACUGCUCGCUCGACGGGUGAAAAAGAUUCAUUUGGGUCCUGAUGACACUACCCUAAUUGUGGGACUAUUUGGCGUUUUGGUUGUCGCAGGGGUUAAUCUCGCCAGUAUUGAAUAUGGCAUGGGCCGACACACUAGUACUAUUCCCCUGGAUAGGGAAGGUACAUUCUUCAAGCUUGUGUACGCAUUCGAGCCCCUCUAUAUCACCACGGCCGGCAUCAUAAAGCUCUCGGUACUCCUCAUGUACCAUCGCAUUUUUCCAGUUCGAUAUGUGAGAAUUUGUGGUUUAAUUCUUGGCUCCAUUACUAUUGCUUGGGUCAUAUCGAUCGAUCUCUUGGCCAUCUUUCAGUGCUCCCCGGUCGCCAAAGCAUACAACCCCACUCUUCCCGGUCAUUGUAUCAGCCUUAAGGGGGCCUUGGUUGGGAAUGGCGUACCAAAUUUCGUGACGGACAUAUUUAUUCUGGCGUUGCCUUCAAGGCUCAUCUGGGGACUGCAAGCAAGUUUGUGGCAGCGCGUAUCGGUCAUUGCUGUGUUUUUAACCGGAAGCUUCGUCGUGUUUGCGAGCAUCUACCGUUUCAGCUUGAUCUUUAUCUUCAAUAUGGACGACGUCGCCUGGACACUUGCCGAUGCCCAAACGUGUCAAAAUUUGUACCAGGGGUCUUGUCUCCACCGCCAAAUCGCUAUCGAAGUCCAAUUUGACUCAGUCGGAAAAUCGACUGCAGUCACGGACUGA